Aegilops tauschii subsp. strangulata is the source of this 940-nucleotide messenger RNA. Its product is annotated as chloroplastic import inner membrane translocase subunit TIM22-2. Gene Ontology annotation, molecular function: transmembrane protein transporter activity. Gene Ontology annotation, biological process: protein insertion into mitochondrial inner membrane; protein targeting to chloroplast. NCBI's taxonomy places the organism in Eukaryota, Viridiplantae, Streptophyta, Magnoliopsida, Poales, Poaceae. The record is from RefSeq and is a predicted model, not a curated record. Gene Ontology annotation, cellular component: TIM22 mitochondrial import inner membrane insertion complex; chloroplast envelope.
UGGCAGCGGGACCCGCUCACCAGAGAGAGGCUGGAGUCCCGUCCUAUACUCCAACCCUGGGCCUGGGCGAACGAAACAGGAAACGAUAACGAAACUCGCAGAGAGGGCGGACAUGGCGGCGAGGAGCGAGAACGAGUCGGACGGCGACGUGGGCACCAACCCCGCCGAGGGGGGCUCGUCCCUGUCCCUGCCGCCUCUAGCUGCCGGUCCAGCCGUGUGCGUCCUCCGGUCCGCCGGGGACUUCGCCGGCGGCGCCUUCGUCGGAUCUAUCUUUGGAUAUGGACAAGGUUUGCUAUCUAAGAAGGGUUUGAAGGGCUCACUCGGCAAUGCAGGGUCUUCUGCCAAAAGUUUUGCAGUUCUUUCUGGCGUCCAGAGUUUGGUUUUGUGCUUGUUGAGGAAGCUGCGUGGGAAAGAUGAUAUCAUCAAUUCCGGCAUUGCUGGUUGUUGCACAGGUCUUGCUUUGAGUUUUCCAGGUACACCACAAGCGCUGCUUCAGAACUGCGCCACCUUCGCAGCAUUCUCAUGCAUCAUGGAGGGGCUCAACAAGCAGCAGACCGCGAUGGCGCACACCCUCACUGGGAACGCCUUGACCUUUGCACACGACAAUGGCGCGGGCGUCCUCCCCCCCUUCACUCUCCCCCCAAUCCUCGAUGCUUCCGAUGCUUUCGCCUCAUGCUGCCAGGCCUUGGUCGCCAAGCCUAAGAAGCACUAGACAGCAGCAUUAGGAGGGAGAGAGUGAGAUAUGCUCAGGAAACCUAGCUAGCUCCUAGCGUUAUGUAAAUUUUGCUUUUGGAUAAUGUCGAAAAUCUAGAUUGUUUGCUUUUUCAGCCGGGUGUUUUUUGUCGCCGCGUUUCGUGGCGUGGGCUUGCUUUGUUGAUGAUAUGUCAAGGAUAGAUUUUGUUUACCGGGAAGAUAAGAUGUCGUGGAAAAUUUUGCUUGA